AUGUUGGAAACAGUCACUCGAGAGUUUUGGAAACGAAUUUGGACAAAUGGCAAACGAAUAUUUGAUCGUGAAGAUUUUGAAGAGGUGCUGACAGCCAGUGGAAUAACAAAUGGAUCCGAGUAUAUUGAUCAAAUUGACAGUGACUACGCCACAACUAAACUGAAAGAGAACAGCGAUGCUGCUCUGGACGGCGGGGCUUUUGGCGCGCCUUGGAUAGUUGUUCACAAGGACGGUGAGGAGCACACGUUCUUUGGUUCUGAUCGACUUCCUCUGAUCGCGCACCUCAUUGGACAGAAGUUCACCGACGGCCUCAUACAGUACUCGAAAUUGUAA
Ostertagia ostertagi is the source of this 333-nucleotide messenger RNA. NCBI's taxonomy places the organism in Eukaryota, Metazoa, Nematoda, Chromadorea, Rhabditida, Trichostrongylidae. The record is from the annotation of a GenBank genome assembly.